AUGCAACUGAUACAGUUGUUCAUAUUUCUCUCUAUAUUUCUCGUUUGUUAUUCUCGUUAUUUGUUUUAUGAUACAAAUAAUGAACAUGCAUUUGACUGUUUAUACGCUCAUAUACAAGAUUUUCAUGAAGUCAAAAAUGGAGUUUAUCUUACAUUUGAUCAUCUAUUUCCUUAUUGCCAGCGAAUAGAUAAAAGCGAAAAACCAAUUUUCAUAUUAGAUGAAAAUGUAAAAAACAGAAUAAGUUUUCAAGAAUUAUCAAGAAAUGGAAUAACGAGUUCACAAUUAUUGGAUUGGUCCAUUCCAGUUGAUAUUGCCGAAGAAUACGCAAUCAAUGGAGAAAAUUCGGAUAAAUUUAUUUACAAUUGUUCAUCUCCUUGGUUUGGUUCAACAUGCCAAUAUCAAUUAAUUAAUGAUCAACAAAUACCAUUUGGUGAACUUGUUCGUCUCACAUUUCUUCAACGUGAAUCACCAUCGUUGGAUCUCGAUUUUCCUGUUGGUACUUGUUAUCCAUUCUUGAAGAGUUGCAUUCGUGGUCCAUUUCCAAUGUGUCUUGAUUGGCGUGAAAUCUGCGAUGGUGUUUAUGAUUGUGUUCAUGGGGACGAUGAAGAAUUCUGUUAUUUGUUAGAACAGAACCACUGUUCAGAAGAUGAAUUUCAGUGUCGUAGAAGCAAAGAAUGUAUUUCACAGAUAUUUGUUGAUGAUUAUGAAGCCAGCUUUGAUUGUCUCGAUGCCACUGACGAAAGUGGAUAUGGCUCACUGGAAUUUGGAGAAUUGUGCAUGACUUUUCCGACAUUUGAUUGUGAAGAAAUGUGUCGUGAAGCGGAUCGUUCUUUUCCUUGUGGUGAUGGGCAAAUGGCUCUAUAUCUAACACCUCAUUUUACUUCCUUCUGUGAAAACUUACGCGAUCGAUACACGACUAUCGCUCUAUUCACUUCAUUCGAUUAUAUUUCCAGCUCAGCAUGUCGACAACGACUCAUUUGUUUAGUACGACCUGAUAAAAUCAAAUUUCUUAUACACUCACAGGAUCAAAUUCGUUGUCAAUUGCCUUUAGAUUAUUGUCCGUUGGAAUGGCUCGUUUUUCCGGAGUAUCCAAUACUUUAUUCGCUGUUCCAAUUUGUUUAUCUAACAAAUCGAUCGAUAUCUUUAUCAACAAAUGAUAUUACACCAGAUUUUAUUUGUUUCAAUGCAAGUCGAUGUCCGAAAUAUCUGUUUUGUUCGGUGGAUAUUGGAAUGAAAAAUGGAUAUCAUUGUUGUCACACUAGUAAUAUGACUCGCUGGAAAAUAGAUAUAUGGGAGGAAUCUCCGACUAUUUUUGGACAUAUUCUCGAAGACUGUUUGAAAAUUACUCGAGAUAAAGAAUUUUUAUUGACCGCUGAAGAGACAAGUUCUUCUAUAAAUAUCAAUAAUCAAUGGAUUAACUUACAUAAAACAUACCCGUUCCCAUAUACGUGUGAUGGUCAUCGUCAUAUAUUGGAUGAUGACGAAACAGAUGAAACUGAUUGUUAUCUUUGGCCAUGCAAUAAUCCAUAUACUCGAUGUAAUCGGCGUUUUCAAUGUUUGAAUGCUAUCGAUGAAAGUAAUUGCUUGUACAGUUCAUGUGCACCCAAUGAAAUCCGUUGUGAUGACAUGGCACAAGAGAUUAAUGGCUUGUCUUAUUGUUUGCCCGUGUCGAACUUAGCCGAUGAUUAUACACAAUUUGAUCCAUAUAAAUAUUAUCGUCUUAUACAUUUAAGUAAUGAAACAAUCGGUGAUCUUGAAAACUAUUUGUUUUGGAAUCAAACCAGAUGUAUUACUAUCAAAUAUUCUGACCAAAAUCGUUUAAUUUCAUUGGUGGGAAAUAAUGAUGAUUCUUGCGUAAUGCCAAGAUAUCUAACAUCUUUUAUUCCCAACACAAUUAUAGUAAGCAGAAACAAAACAGCGCUGUGUAAAUCGGGCCCAAUUCUUACGGAUAACUUUUAUAAGCAAUCUCCGUAUCUUCAAUCAUCACGUCUAGGUUAUUUUCCAUCAGUUAUUCCUCAAGUUGCUUAUCGAUCAACAGAAAUUCAAUCAAGUCAACCAACUCUUCUCGAUCUUCGUUCAGAUGAUUUCGUUAAUUGGUAUUGUAAUCGAGGAUUUCUCAUUUUUUAUCAAAAUAAUCAAACGACCAAAUGUCUUUGUCCUCCAAGUUACUUUGGUUCACGAUGUCAAUGGCAAAGUCAACGUGUUAGUCUCACACUUCAGUUGAAAUAUUUCACUUUUACCUAUGAAAUGCCCAUUUUUCAAAUAAUCUCAAUGCUUAUUNUCAUUUUUUAUCAAAAUAAUCAAACGACCAAAUGUCUUUGUCCUCCAAGUUACUUUGGUUCACGAUGUCAAUGGCAAAGUCAACGUGUUAGUCUCACACUUCAGUUGAAAUAUUUCACUUUUACCUAUGAAAUGCCCAUUUUUCAAAUAAUCUCAAUGCUUAUUGAUGAUCGAGGACAAAUUAGCCCAUAUGAUGAACAAGUAAUUCAUUUACCAAAACGUGAUUGUGGAACCAAAUAUCAUUUUUAUUUACUUUAUCCAUCAAGACCAAAGGAUUCCUCACUGAAUUAUUCAAUUCGAAUUGAUGUUUUCAAUCGCAUAACUUUAACACAUUGGACAAGUUGGCUUUUACCAAUCCCAUUUCCAUUUCUUCCCGUCAAUCGUUUUGCUGCACAAUUAGUCAUUCCUUUUAAUUCUCAACAAAUUGCAUUGUCGUGUCCAUUGUCAUGUGGAAAAUAUGGCAAAUGUCUCAAAUAUGUCAACACAAAUUUCUCAUACUUUUGUCAAUGUGAUUCAGGUUAUUCAGGAUCAAAUUGUCAAUUGAAUCAUAAUUGUUCUUGUUCGUCUGAUUCAUUUUGUCUCAGUUCAUCCAUUUGUAUUUGUCCAUUAUACAAAUUUGGUUCGAAAUGUUACUUAAAGCAUACAUCAUGUCAAUCAUCAACAAAUCCGUGUGAAAAUGAUGGGCAGUGUGUACCGAUUGAUGACCGCAUUUCUGUGAAUGACUUCACAUGCAUUUGUAAAGAAGGAUUCUUUGGAGAUCGAUGCGAAAAUAUCCAAAAUCGAAUUGACAUUCAAUUUGAUGAUCGUACACUCACAAUAGAAAAACCUGUUUUAAUUCAUUUCAUUACAAUCCAUAAAGGAACUGAUCAUGUACAAAGUACAAUGUUAAAACAAAUCAAAUAUGGUCAAAAUCAAGUGACAAUUCUGACGUCUAUGACAUUUCAUCUUGUUUUUGUAGAACUUCUCCAAGGUGACUUCUAUUUAACUGUUAAACGCGAAGAAUCUAUCAAAUCCGAACAUAUUCGAACAAAUUUGUCAUCCAACCAUCAAUGUAUGUUUAUUGAUGAAUUAUUAAAUGAAACAUUGAAAUCUUUUCAUUACAUUCGUCGUGUUAAAUUUUAUCCAUACUUCUGUCGACAAAAUCAAGAUUUGAUGUGCUUUUACGAUGAACUCUACAUGUGCAUUUGUGAUGAAGAUCGGUUUUCCAAUUGUUUUUCAUUCAAUCGGAAUACAACUUAUAAUUGUGAUCAAAGAGAAAAUCCUUGUGAAAAUAAUGGAAAAUGUUUUCUAGCAAAUCAAACAUGUUCAAGUUCAAUUCGAUGUUUCUGUUCAGAUUGUUUUUAUGGAACAAAGUGUGAAUUUACAACUGAAGGUUUUGUUUUAUCUCUCGAUUAUAUUCUCAGUUAUCAUAUUAAACCAAAUCUUUCAUUUUUUCAUCAGCCAUUUAUUGUGAAAAUAAGUGUCGCUAUCGUUACAAUGAUGUCUUUCAUUGGAUUUAUUGGUGGAUUAUUAGCAAUUGUGACAUUUCGUACGAAGAAAAUUCAGAUAAAUGGUUGUGGAUUUUAUCUAUAUGCAUCCGGUUGGAUUUCAAUUUUAAUUCCAAGUGUAUUAGUCAUCAAAUUUAUUCAAUUGAUUUUAUUACAGAUGAAUAUUUACAGAAAUUUAUCGAUUUUUCGCUUGAAUUGUGUUCUAUUAGAUGUAGUCAUUAAAGUUCUUUUAGCAAUUAAUGAUUGGCUUGAUGGAUGUGUUUCGAUUGAACGUGUUUUCACUGUUAAACAAGGUGUCAAAUUCAAUAAAACUAAAAGCAAACAAAUAGCCAAGUGGGUAAUUCUAUUUAUUCUUCUUUUUACGACUCUAACUCACCUUCAUGAUCCUCUUCACCGACAAUUAGUUAAAGACGUCGAUGUUGAUGAACAACGAAUCUGGUGUAUCUCUCAUUAUUCAUCGUCGAUUAAUAAUUACAAUUCAUUUAUAACUUUGUUUCAUUUUCUUGUUCCAUUCGCUAUUAAUUUCAUUUCAACAAUAAUUAUUAUAAUUUCAAUCGCUCAAAAUCGUUCAACUGUUCAAACAAGAUUAUCAUAUUUGGAACAUUUAAAAUUACAAUUAAAGGAACAUAAACAUCAUUUUAUUGCAUCAUUUACAUUAAUAUUAUUGGGAUUACCGCGCCUUGUCAUUUCAUUUAUAAGUGGAUGUAUGAAAUCACCGAGUAAUUCUUGGUUAUUUCUCUCGGGUUAUUUUGUUUCGUUUUUACCAUCGAUGAUGACAUUUAUUGUUUAUGUUUUACCAUCAAAAACUUAUAAAGAUCAAUUUAAUAAUGUUGUUGAAAAAACACUUCGACGCUUUGAUCCAUAG
Molecule: messenger RNA, 4632 nt
Organism: Adineta ricciae
Lineage: Eukaryota; Metazoa; Rotifera; Eurotatoria; Adinetida; Adinetidae
Source: the annotation of a GenBank genome assembly